AUGCAUCGAUUCAGCAUACUGUCAUCGAUAGUUUGUUUGCUAUCGAUAUUAAGUAAUUUAAUUGGGUAUGGAACCGGUUGUCAUUGUCCGUCUAAUAUGUGCUGUUCACAAUGGGGUUAUUGUGGUACAACUGCUGAAUAUUGUGGCGCUGGAUGUCAACAGGGAAAGUGUUGGCUGAGUGGAUCAGAAUCAAAUAGACAAAUGCCAAUACUUUCUGGUUCGUUUCAUGGACGAUGUACCUAUUAUCAUGUCGAAGGUGAUUAUACAGCAUGUGGUACACGGCAUAGUGAUAACGAAUAUAUUGCUGCGUUGAAUGCUCCUCAAUUUGAUAUGCAUACGCCGAACGGCAAUCCAAAUCGAAAUUCAUUAUGCAAUCGAAAAAUUGAAGUAAAUGGACCACGUGGUUCGAUUGUCGUUCAAUUAGUAGAUCGAUGUGCAGGUUGUCCUCACGAUGGUUUAGACUUAUCACCUGCAGCAUUUAAAGCUAUUGCUGGAAGCCUCAGUAUUGGUGUCGUUCAAGUUUCUUGGAAAAUGAAAUGA
Molecule: messenger RNA, 540 nt
Organism: Rotaria socialis
Lineage: Eukaryota; Metazoa; Rotifera; Eurotatoria; Philodinida; Philodinidae
Source: the annotation of a GenBank genome assembly